AUGUACAAUGAAGCAUUGGUCUUGAUCGAGGAUUUAUGUGUUCUUAAUUCAAAAUUACCACUUAAUCAUUAUGGUAUGCCAUCACCUAAUCGUCCAGCCACCGACUUAGUCAAUACCGAUUUACAACGAGAAAAUCAAUAUGACCAUGGAAGUUUAGCAACAAUUAUCAUGAACAGUGAACCAUUACUGACAGCAGAACAAAAAAUUAUUUAUGAACGGAUUAUGCUGGCUGUUGCUGCUGAACAAGACGGUUUUUUUUUCUUGGAUGCACCCGGUGGAACCGGUAAGACAUUUUUAAUAUCGUUGAUUCUUGCCAAAAUACGGUCGCAACAAAAAAUCGCAUUAGCUGUAGCAUCGUCAGGCAUUGCGGCUACUUUACUGGAUGGUGGGCGAACAGCACAUUCAACAUUCAAGCUGCCAUUGGACGUUCAUAAUAAACCAGAUGCAAUGUGUAACAUCAAAAAGAAUAGUGGAAUAGCUGCAGUGUUGCGGAAGAGUUCUAUAAUAAUUUGGGAUGAGUACACAAAGGCACACAAAUAUUCACUUGAAGCACUAAACAGAACUAUGCAAGAUUUAAACAGCAAUAAUAAACUUUACGGUGGUGCUAUCUUACUUUUGUCUGGUGACUUCCGGCAGACCUUACCGGUUAUACCUCGCUCUACUUUCGCGGAUGAGAUUAAUGCAUGUUUGAAACAAUCAUUCUUAUGGCGAAGUGUCGAAACACUUCGAAUGACUAUAAAUAUGCGAGUACAAUUGCAAAAUGAUCCAUCAGCACAAUUAUUUUCCGAACAACUAUUAGAUAUUGGGAACGGUAAAAUAGAACUGCAACCAAAUACGCAAUACAUUAAACUACCAGACAAUUUUUGCACUGUUGUUCAGGAUAAAAAUGAAAUGAUUCAGAGUAUUUUCCCGGAUAUACAGAAUAAUUAUUUGAAUCAUGAAUGGCUUAGUCAACGGGCGAUUUUGGCACCCAAAAACGUUGACGUUGACGAAAUUAACUUCCAGAAACAACAGUUGUUACCAGGCGAUCUGAUGUCAUUUAAAUCAAUCGAUACUGUUGUUGACGAAAAUGAAAGUGUAAAUUUUCCGAUUGAAUUUUUAAAUUCAUUAGAUAUCCCUGGAAUGCCACCACAUAAUCUUCGAUUAAAGAUUGGUUCCCCUAUUAUUCUCCUCCGUAAUUUGAAGCUAACUCAGUUAUGUAACGGUACGCGUUUAGUCAUCAAAAAGAUUACCGGAAACAUUCUUGAAACAACCAUUUUGUCUGGGAAGUUUAAAGGAAAAGUGGUCCUGCUGCCACGUAUUCCGAUGAUACCAUCAGAUUCUACCAUACCCUUCAAAAGGCUACAGUUUCCAAUUCGUUUAGCUUUCGCCAUGUCUAUAAAUAAAUCUCAAGGUCAAACAAUGUCCAUUUGUGGUUUAGAUUUGGAAAAUCCAUGUUUUUCUCAUGGGCAACUAUAUGUUGCGUGUUCACGUGUUGGGAAACCGUCGAAUCUAUUUGUGUUAGCUAAAGAUAGGUUAACCAAAAGCAUUGUGCACCAAUUGGUGUUAAAUUAA
Molecule: messenger RNA, 1554 nt
Organism: Melanaphis sacchari
Lineage: Eukaryota; Metazoa; Arthropoda; Insecta; Hemiptera; Aphididae
Product: ATP-dependent DNA helicase PIF1-like
Exons: 1
Coding region: 1-1554 (517 amino acids)
Biological process (GO): telomere maintenance; DNA repair
Molecular function (GO): DNA helicase activity
Source: RefSeq, a predicted model, not a curated record